Messenger RNA from Perognathus longimembris pacificus (Pacific pocket mouse), 6170 nucleotides. It is a transcript of the gene Atp11b, whose product is annotated as ATPase phospholipid transporting 11B (putative). Gene Ontology annotation, cellular component: endoplasmic reticulum; plasma membrane; trans-Golgi network. Lineage: Eukaryota; Metazoa; Chordata; Mammalia; Rodentia; Heteromyidae. Gene Ontology annotation, molecular function: ATP hydrolysis activity; ATPase-coupled intramembrane lipid carrier activity; ATP binding. Gene Ontology annotation, biological process: phospholipid translocation. The transcript has 31 exons. The coding region runs from base 256 to 3765 and encodes 1169 amino acids. The record is from RefSeq and is a predicted model, not a curated record.
UGACAACGGUCAGUAAUGAAGGUGGCUGCGGCGGCGCCGCCGAUUCAGCUGCUCCGGGCGGGGACGGCGCCCGGGCCGCGCCUGUAGGACCUCGGGCCGGCGCGGCGCGAUGGGCACCCGGCGCGGGGAGUGAGGUGGCGGCGGCGGAGAGCGGAACUUCAGUCCAAGGGGCUUGCCCGCGCCCCCUCCGGCUCGUCGUCCUCGCCCCCUGCAGUCCCUUGGCCCCCGCGGGGCCGCCACGGCGACGGCGGGGCAAUGUGGCGCUGGGUCCGGCAGCAGUUGGGUUUCGACCCACCACAUCAAAGUGACACAAGAACUAUUUAUAUAGCCAACAGGUUUCCUCAGAAUGGCCUUUACACACCUCAGAAAUUUAUAGAUAAUCGGAUCAUCUCAUCCAAGUAUACUGUGUGGAAUUUUGUUCCAAAAAAUUUAUUUGAGCAAUUCAGAAGAGUGGCAAACUUUUAUUUUCUUAUUAUAUUUUUGGUUCAGCUUAUGAUUGAUACUCCUACUAGUCCAAUUACCAGUGGACUUCCAUUAUUCUUUGUGAUAACAGUAACCGCCAUAAAGCAGGGAUAUGAGGACUGGUUACGACAUAACUCAGAUAAUGAAGUAAAUGGAGCUCCUGUUUAUGUUGUUCGAAGUGGUGGCCUUGUAAAAACCAGAUCAAAAAACAUUCGGGUAGGUGAUAUUGUUCGAAUAGCCAAAGAUGAGAUUUUCCCUGCAGAUUUGGUGCUUCUGUCCUCAGACCGACUCGAUGGUUCAUGUCAUGUUACAACUGCUAGUUUGGAUGGAGAAACUAACCUGAAGACACAUGUGGCUGUUCCAGAGACAGCAGUAUUACAAACAGUUGCAAAUUUGGACAGUCUUAUAGCAGUGAUAGAAUGCCAGCAGCCAGAAGCAGACCUGUACAGAUUCAUGGGACGGAUGAUAAUAAGUCAACAAAUGGAAGAAAUUGUAAGACCUCUGGGACCAGAGAGUCUCUUGCUUCGUGGAGCCAGAUUAAAAAACACAAAAGAAAUUUUUGGUGUUGCUAUAUACACUGGAAUGGAAACCAAGAUGGCCCUAAAUUACAAGAGCAAGUCACAGAAACGAUCUGCAGUAGAAAAGUCAAUGAACACAUUUUUGAUAAUUUAUCUAAUAAUUCUUAUUUCUGAAGCCAUCAUCAGUACUAUCUUGAAAUAUACAUGGCAAGCUGAAGAAAAAUGGGAUGAACCUUGGUAUAACCAAAAAACAGAACAUCAAAGAAAUAGUAGCAAGAUUCUGAGAUUUAUUUCUGAUUUCCUUGCUUUUUUGGUACUCUACAAUUUCAUCAUUCCAAUUUCAUUAUAUGUGACAGUUGAAAUGCAGAAAUUUCUUGGAUCAUUUUUUAUUGGUUGGGAUCUUGAUCUCUAUCAUGAAGAAUCAGGUCAGAAAGCUCAAGUCAAUACUUCUGAUCUGAAUGAAGAGCUUGGACAGGUGGACUAUGUGUUUACAGAUAAAACUGGAACACUGACAGAAAAUGAGAUGCAGUUUCGGGAAUGUUCAAUUAAUGGCAUGAAAUACCAAGAAAUUAAUGGUAGACUUGUACCUGAAGGACCAACACCAGACUCUUCAGAAGGAAACUUAUCUUAUUUGAGUAGUUCAUCCCAUCUUAACAAUUUAUCCCAUCUUACAGCUAGUUCUUCUUUUAGAACCAGUCCUGACAAUGAAACUGAACUAAUUAAAGAACACGAUCUCUUCUUUAAAGCAGUUAGUCUUUGCCAUACUGUACAGAUCAGCAAUGUUCAACCUGAUGGCAUUGGUGAUGGUCCUUGGCAAUCCAACCUGUCACCCCCCCAGUUGGAAUACUAUGCAUCUUCACCAGAUGAAAAGGCUCUAGUGGAGGCUGCUGCAAGAGUUGGCAUUGUCUUUAUUGGUAAUUCUGAAGAAACUAUGGAAGUUAAAAUACUUGGAAAACUAGAACGAUUCAAAUUGCUCCAUAUUCUGGAGUUUGAUUCAGAUCGUAGGAGAAUGAGUGUAAUUGUUCAGGCACCUUCAGGGGAGAAGCUUUUAUUUGCUAAAGGAGCUGAAUCGUCAGUUCUUCCUAAAUGUAUAGGUGGAGAAAUAGAAAAAACUAGAAUUCAUGUAGAUGAAUUUGCUUUGAAAGGGCUACGAACUCUGUGUGUAGCCUAUAGACAAUUUACACCUAAAGAAUAUGAAGAAAUAGAUAAACGACUAUUUGAAGCCAGGACUGCCUUGCAGCAACGGGAAGAGAAAUUGGCAGAUGUCUUUCAGUUCAUAGAGAAAGACCUGAUGUUACUUGGCGCUACAGCGGUGGAAGACAGGCUACAAGAUAAAGUUCGAGAAACUAUUGAAGCAUUGAGAAUGGCUGGUAUCAAAGUGUGGGUACUUACAGGAGAUAAACAUGAAACAGCUGUUAGUGUGAGCUUAUCAUGUGGACAUUUUCAUAGAACCAUGAACAUCCUUGAACUGAUAAACCAGAAAUCAGACAGUGAAUGUGCCGAACAAUUGAGGCAACUUGCCAGAAGAAUCACAGAGGAUCAUGUGAUUCAGCAUGGGCUGGUAGUAGAUGGGACCAGCUUAUCUCUUGCACUCAGGGAACAUGAAAAAUUAUUCAUGGAAGUUUGCAGAAAUUGUUCAGCUGUAUUGUGUUGUCGUAUGGCACCUUUGCAGAAAGCAAAAGUAAUAAGACUGAUAAAAAUCUCACCUGAGAAACCAAUAACAUUGGCUGUUGGCGAUGGUGCUAAUGAUGUAAGCAUGAUACAAGAAGCACACGUUGGCAUAGGAAUUAUGGGAAAAGAAGGAAGACAAGCUGCACGAAACAGUGACUAUGCAAUAGCUAGAUUUAAAUUCCUCUCCAAAUUACUUUUUGUUCAUGGCCAUUUUUAUUAUAUUAGAAUAGCUACCCUUGUACAGUAUUUUUUUUAUAAGAAUGUAUGCUUUAUCACACCCCAGUUUUUAUAUCAGUUCUACUGUUUGUUUUCUCAACAAACACUGUAUGACAGCGUGUACCUGACUUUAUACAAUAUUUGUUUUACUUCUCUACCUGUUCUGAUGUAUAGUCUUUUGGAACAGCAUAUAGACCCUCAUGUAUUACAGAACAAGCCCACCCUCUAUCGGGACAUUAGUAAAAAUCGCCUCUUAAGCAUUCAAACAUUUCUCUAUUGGACCAUUUUGGGUUUCAGUCAUGCCUUUAUUUUCUUUUUUGGAUCCUAUUUUCUAAUGGGGAAAGAUAUAUCUCUGCUUGCAAAUGGCCAGAUGUUUGGAAACUGGACAUUUGGUACUUUGGUCUUCACAGUCAUGGUUAUUACCGUCACAGUUAAGAUGGCUUUGGAAACUCACUUUUGGACUUGGAUCAACCAUCUUGUUACCUGGGGAUCUAUUAUAUUUUAUUUUAUAUUUUCUUUGUUUUAUGGUGGUAUUCUCUGGCCAUUUUUGGGCUCCCAGAACAUGUACUUUGUAUUUAUUCAGCUCCUAUCAAGUGGGUCUGUUUGGUUUGCCAUAAUCCUUAUGGUUGUUACUUGUCUGUUUCUUGAUGUUGUGAAGAAAGUAUGUGACCGGCAGCUCCAUCCAACGAGUACUGAGAAGGCACAGAUGUACUCCAACACAGUCGCUUUAAGUGACGAGUUCAUCGCACUGCAGCCUUUGCCGAGGGCAAGGAAUCAGCUGAGCAAACUUAGCUUACUGAAACAAAUUCAAGUAUCAAGUGCUUGGACUCCAUGUGCUGUUUCCCGGAAGGAGAAACAGCAUGCGCAUCUGUUAGAAGAAUGCUGGAACGAAUUAUAGGAAGAUGUAGUCCCGCCCACAUCAGCAGAUCAUGGAGUGCAUCGGACCCUUUCUAUACCAACGACAGGAGCAUCCUGACACUUUCCACAAUGGAUUCAUCUACUUGUUAAAGGGCAGUAGUGCUUUGUGGAGGUGAUUCUCCUCCUUUCUGCAAAUUCAGGGUGAUAAUCCUGAAAGUGACCACAGUAGUUCCAAAAUUACCUUGUGACAUCUCUGGUGUAGUCCAUACCCACUCAGAGUUAAAAUGGCAGACAAACAGAAAACAUCAGUAUGAACUGCUCUUCUCUCUCCUUAAUUUUAAUCUGGACCUAUUAAACUUUGUGAAUAAAGAGUUAUUUUCAAUCUCUUUGUCUGGGUUGUCCCUUCUGCUUUGGGACUUCUAAUGGCAUUUCAGUCUGUUUUUGAGGUCAUUGUAUUUUAAUACCAAGGUAAAAAAAAACGAUAACUCUGGGUGUGUGUAUUUUUUAGGAUUAGCUUGGUUAUGAAAUCUUCUAUCUAAAUAUGCUUCUGUAAAUUAUGCUGAAAGUUUGCCUUGAGAACUCUAUUUUUUUAUUAGAGUUAUAUUUAAAGUUUUUCAUGAGAAAAGUUAAUGUGAAUAUUAAGCAGUCUUGGUCCUUGGUGACCACUGUUGUUAAUUGGUUAGUGCUUUAUAAGUUCACAGAGAAAAUUAGGAGAAUGCACUUAUAAUUGUUCUUUACUGCAGUAUGGUGGUAAAUUUUACUGAUUCCAAAUUUCUCUAAAUGUGCUAUAAUAGAAUCAGUAAAUGCAAAGGGUAUAUCAUACAUACAGUAGCAGAAAUCAACUUCGAUUUGCCAAAUUUCAAAUUGAUGGGCUUAACUUGAUAGAAUGUGGAGAACCUACAGUGGAUAAAUUAAAUACCACUAUACUAUUAAUUUAAUGUCUUCAUUGGAUCCUUUGCAUGCUUUUAACAUGGCUAAUAUAUGUAAAUUUCCUUUGUCUCUUUAUCUAAAGGUUCUGUUUAUAGUUAUUUUGUAAUAAUAUUGUAAAGCUCAGUUAUAUCAAUAAAAACACAAGUUUGAACAGUAUUUAAAUAUUGCAAAUACUUUUGAUUUUACAAAUCAAAAUGUGAGUCAAUAAAAAGAGGAAUGCCUCUUUUUGUGCAUCUUUCUGGAAUUAUAAGUUGCCCACAACUUAUAAUUUAUAACUUAUAAUUGUUCUAGCCUUUUUAGAAGCUAGACUUUAGAAUCUUGCUGUUUUAGGUUAAUAGAUGCUAAGAUACGGCAGACUACCACAGUAAAUUCUGCCUAGGAUCCCUCCCGUCAUCAGGAGUGUUGUCAGAUAUGUCUGUGAAACAUACAGGAAGCAGCCUAAACUGCUAAAUUUUUAUUGGAAAAAAAUAAAUUGUAGCUGCAAGAAAGGAAGAUGCUAUGAAGGGUUAAUCAAGUACAUGUUCCCCUUAAGUAACACUGCAUCUCAAACUUCCAUCCCAAAUUUAUCAGAUAGAUUCAGUGUUGUUACUUUUCUGUUUGAAGAUUUCGUAAAUGAGUGUAGGUUUAAAAACAGUUUCCUAGCUCUAAGCAUGUGAUGAUUGAAUACAUGUGCAUUUAAAAUUGUAAGAAAAUGGUUGUGAAGAUGUUCCCUUGAGAAUAGAAUUGCUUCUGGAGAUUUACUGUUCAGCUCUCCACUCCUUUCCUGUUUCAUGAGUGUGAGCUUCUGGACGUGAGCUGGUAAAAUGGCUGAGCACGAAUUGAGACGUUGCCUUUGUUUGCUAGUAAACUGCUUGUCUGUUUUAAUAGUGCAAGGACAUUGUUACCUAUUUCAGACUUUAUGUGAUCAUAAAUAUCCCUUCUGAACUGUAGCUUAGUUAGCUUUGAGAUUGGAACUGCAUGGAGGGGAAAAAUAUAAUGCACAGUUUGACACUCACCUGUUCAUGUGAGACAGCUUGACUAGAAAUAGUAGAAUACUUCAUAGGCUCAAAUUUGCUUUCUCUACAGUCUUAUAAAGUAUAUGUAUGACAAAAUAACACUCAAUAGGCCUGCAUGACCUCUACAAUGUUUGGAGGCUAUCGAGUAAAUGGACGACUCACAGAGGACACCAGAGCCAGCAAGUGGUCUGCAGACAGUGGCAACAAGGCAGAGCAGCUGGCCUCUCUGGUGGGCUUGACCAUAGGAACAGUCUGCAUUUACCAUGUGCACUUAGUGAAGGACGAGCGGGUUUGGUUUUGGUGGUGCUGAAGGUCAAACUCCGUUUCAUGCAUGCUAAGCAGGCACUCCAUCACUAAGCUUCUCUAGCUCCUUUUUUUCUAACAAUUUUUUUUUUCAUAAAUAGAUCUGGGGGGUAGCUAAGUGGUAGAGCACUUGCUUAGCGUGGGUGGGGUCCUGGGUUCCAUCAUAGCACCUCAAAAGUAAAUGGCAUACCCUUCUGUGCUCAUCCUGCUUUGUCAC